GGUGCCAGAUCAUGUUAAUUAUGUAGUUAAGUGUGGUCAUGAGCACGUACGGAUGGCCAUAUUUUUUAAGGGCACAUCGAAGUGGUUCUGGCUCAUUGCAGUGCUUGCUGAAGCCUUUCAUUCGCCAUCUUUCCUAUGGGCAUCCUGCUUUCGUCAUUGCGCCACCGUUCGGUGUGAAGUCGUUGUAGCUGCCAUUUUGGUUUCGGGGUACCACGAUAAGGGAGGCGGAGUGUGCGGGAUGAAGGCGGGGCGGCUACACGGAAGUGACGUUCCGUGCCGCCAUGUCUUUUGAGGGCGGCGACGGCGCCUGGCCCAUGCUGGCUACGGGCACGGCGCGGAUGGCGUCAGGGCGCCCCGAGGAGCUGUGGGAGGCCGUAGUGGGAGCAGCCGAGCGCUUCCGGGCACGGACGGGCACGGAGCUGGGUCUGCUGGCCUUGGCCCACCGGGCUGCUGCUGCUGCCCGGCCCCCCGGGCCACCCCCCAUCCCACAGCCGCCCAGCCCAGCGCCCAGCCCACCCCGGCCUGCUCUGGCCAGGGAGGAUGACGACGACGAGGAGGACGAGCCCACAGAGACAGAGACCUCUGGGGAUCGGCUGGGCGUGAGCGAUAAUGGAGGUCUCUUUGUGAUGGACGAGGAUACCACCCUCCAGGACCUGCCCCCCUUCUGUGAGUCGGACCCUGAGAGCACAGACGAUGGCAGCCUGAGCGAGGAGACCCCCACUGGCCCCCCAGCGUACUCAGUGCCCCCUGCCACAGCCCUGCCCACUCAGCAGUAUGCCAAGUCCCUGCCCGUGUCCGUGCCCGUCUGGGCCUUCAAGGAGAAGAGGACAGAGGCGCGGUCGUCGGAUGAGGAGAAUGGGCAGCCCUCAUCGCCCGACUUGGACCGCAUCGCGGCGAGUAUGCGUGCCCUAGUGCUGCGCGAGGCCGAGGACACCCACGUCUUCGGGGACCUUCCGCGGCCACGGCUCAACACCAGCGACUUCCAGAAGCUAAAGCGGAAAUACUGAGGCCCAGGGAGCGAGCUUCCCGGCCCUCACCCGCCCCCUCACGUUACAGCCCCGCCCCGCCCCCGGGGUCGCCAAUCUGAGUCUGAUCCUGGGCGAGACUCCCCAAGUCUCCAGGGCCCCGGGAUUGACCGGUCUCUGCCAGGUCCCGCG
Messenger RNA from Tupaia belangeri chinensis (Chinese tree shrew), 1157 nucleotides. It is a transcript of the gene AKT1S1, whose product is annotated as AKT1 substrate 1. Gene Ontology annotation, biological process: neurotrophin TRK receptor signaling pathway; negative regulation of protein kinase activity; negative regulation of TOR signaling. Lineage: Eukaryota; Metazoa; Chordata; Mammalia; Scandentia; Tupaiidae. Gene Ontology annotation, cellular component: cytoplasm. The record is from RefSeq and is a predicted model, not a curated record.